AUGAGUUACACGCUAUUCUCGUUUUAUUAGAGAACAAGGUGUAUCUUUUAUUUUUCUCAAAAAAUCAAGGAUGUCCGAGUAAAACGUGUAACCAUUUUGCAGCUAUCUCUCUCGCACUCACGCAAGCACCACGCAAGUGAUAGAUCGCCUUAAAUCUGACAACAUAUUUUGAGAUGAGGUUUUCACGAUACACGAUUUCAAUAUGGGCGUGUAUGGUAUUCAUCAUCACUGGAAUCGAAGCAUUUUCCUGUGAUAUCAAAGGUGGGCAAGCCACGUUGUUCUACUCUUUAGGAUCAGAGCUCCGUGAGUACUGCCUGAAAGAACAAAGAGACGAGCUAAUCGUACAUUGUUCACCGAGACGAGCCAUAAAAGUUGGGAUGCCUGCCGAUCCAAAUUUUAUUUAUUGGUUGAACGUAGACAUCAGAACGCAGAUGUUAAUGCGGACUCGUAAUGAUACCUCUGAUCGUAAUGUACCGACGUCCCGUGAUGUCAUUGCAGACAAGGGUCUCGUCACACCCGAAGAAUUGGCAGUUGAUUGGGUAACGGGAAAUAUAUAUUUCAUGGAUAGUUCCGAGAAGUACAUGGGUGUUUGCACAGACGAUGGAUCGUAUGUCAUAAAAAUAUUAAACCGUACUACGGAUGCGCCAGGUGGUUUAGUUCUCAAUCCGAAGAAAGGAGAAAUGUUCUGGAGCGAUUAUGGAGAAAAUCCUGCCAUAUGGCAAGCUGGAAUGGACGGGAGUGAGCGAAAAACUAUCCUGACGGAAGAUCUUGGCUGGCCAAAAGAUUUGGCAAUAGAUUAUACGGAGGAGCGUUUGUACUGGAUCGAUUCGAAAUUAAAGACCGUGGAAUCGAUGAGUCUCGAUGGAACAGACCGUCAACGCUUGUUACAAAAGACGGGCAAGCGACUUCACUCGAUAGCGAUAUUUAGGGAUAAAUUGUAUUGGAGCGAUUGGGAGAAGAACACAAUUGAAUCAAUGGACCUUGCCACCGGUGAUAAUCGCAAAGUAAUCGUCAAAGCAUCGAAGCUCAUCUACGAUAUAGAAAUUCAUGACUCUUCGUUGAAACCGACAUUGCCAAAUCCUUGCGAAAAUGCCCAUUGCUCUCAAAUUUGUCUUCUCGCUCCAAAUAGUGGGUACAGUUGUGCCUGCGAAGCCGGAUACGUGUUGGACUCGGAUCUACGUACCUGCAGUCCGAUAAACGACACUCCGUGUCUAGUAAUUGCUGCAGGAGAGAAAAUCAUCCACUAUCAUGAAGAACGUUCCGAGAAAUCCCAAUUCAAAGAGAUUUUAAUGCCAAUACGAAUGACUCAAAUCGCUUACGAUCGAAAAACUGGAAUUCUAGUCGCAGACGAUGAGUACACCCAUUCUCUGUAUAAAUUCGAUCCUGAAGGUAAUGGAAUGCGAAAGUUGAAACGUGUCAACAGCGAGUAUCUUCGUGACAUCCACAUCCAACCCGGGUAUCCUAUUAUUUUUUGGUCCGCUUCUGGUCUUCACCAAAUUCAUACAUGUACAGCCUCUAUGGGAAUGUGGGGUACAUACUCCGUUGAAGAUGAACCGUUCGAAAUUCUAUCUAUUCCUGGAGUGGAAGAAUUCUUCGUCGUUUUCAAAACUCGAUAUUCCGGAUUUCACAUCGAUUGGCUGACGCUUCACGAACCUAAGAAUUCAAAAAUUAUAAUACCCAAAGUGUUGGGCAGCAAAGUAUCGCUUGCUUAUGACGAACACUCUAUGAGACUGUACUUUGCAGAAGAGAGAGAUGGGACGAUCGAGUCUAUUUCUGUUAGAAAUAUCGUGUGUGGCAAGAACGACAUUGAUAGAAAAAUGUUGCGUGCGGAUGUUGGAAGCCCGGUGAGCCUCGCCGUUCUAAAUGGCAAACUCUAUUGGACCAACCGUGAUUCGAACGUCUUAAACUGGGUGGUCUUGGAUGAUGAUAAUCUUGAGAUUCAAGCCACGGUUCUUCCGACGCGAGAGUAUUCCGGGAUCCUGGAUCUCGUGACAGUUGGGAACCGUACUUUACCCAAUGAUAUAUCUUGCUAAAAUGAUCUUUAUUACCGAGGAACUUACGUCGAAUGCUCUUAUGGAGAGCUGUGACACCGGCUUGAUGCCAGGGAUUGAAAGAAAAACCGGAGCUCAAGCCCUAUCGCAUUAUUGUAUACUCGAGUUUUGUACUUUUACUCCUGAACAGAAAUGCUGUGAUAUAUUAUCUUCUGGGAUCUUCCGCUACUGUAAUGAUUGCUCCAAAAACCAGUUUUUAGAUUUUUAUACGUAAUAGCGAGUAUGUUCCUUAACCAUUAGGAGAUUAACUGACCCGGAGUUCUGUUCAAACAUUGAAAUAAAUCAUUAUUUUAGUAAUUUUACAAAAUAAAUACUGAAAUAUAAAAAAUGA
Messenger RNA from Venturia canescens, 2382 nucleotides. RefSeq names its product vitellogenin receptor-like. Gene Ontology annotation, biological process: canonical Wnt signaling pathway. The record is from RefSeq and is a predicted model, not a curated record. Gene Ontology annotation, molecular function: Wnt receptor activity; Wnt-protein binding. The transcript has 4 exons. Bases 174 to 2033 code for a protein of 619 amino acids. Lineage: Eukaryota; Metazoa; Arthropoda; Insecta; Hymenoptera; Ichneumonidae.